CUUCACCUGCUUUUGGCCUACUUACUCCCCACUCCCACCCCCAGGGAAGCAUCCAUCCACCAUGAAGAGCUACAUCAAUCUGGCCAUUUUGGCCGUCCUGGUGGCCUCCCUCUAUAAGCCGGUGAUGCACGACCUCACUGUCCUGGGCGUGUUCCGCUCGGCCACCGGGGCAGUGAGCCACCAAGGAGCCCCCGUCCAUCCCAUCGCAGACACCAUUCACUGCGAGGAUCUGCAUUACUACCAUCCUGCUGGCCAGCUCUUCACGGCCUGUGAGGAUUCGGUCCUACCCCGGUUCCAAUGGUUCCCUCCUUUGGUGACCUUCGAGGGGCCCGCGGACACGACAGGCUCAAUCCAUGUCAUUGACCCCAAGACCAUGAGAUCCUCCCGUCUCACGUUUGAGAACUUCUCCGGACCGUUCAUCACCCACGGCAUCGAUAUCACCGAAGAUCCGGAACGGACUGAUGCUGUGUACAUUUUUGCCGUGAACCAUUUGGCCAACCCCGAGUAUCACGGUGGAGAUGUGCCCAAGGCGCGCUCGCAGGUCGAGCUGUUCCACCAUAUUCUCAACUCAGGCACCAUCCGCCAUGUGCGCUCCGUCCUCCAUCCCCUCGUGGCCACCCCGAAUGAUAUCUAUGCCGUGAGCCCGCAUUCGUUCUAUGUCAGCAACGACCAUCUGUACCGCGAGGGCUACAAACGCGUCGUGGAGAACCUGCUCCCUGCUGCCAAAUGGUCGACCGUCAUCCACAUCCAGCUCGACAGUCUCGCGCCGUUCCCAGCCGAAUCCGGGAUCGAUGCCACGGUAGCAGUCGAGGGACUCUGGAAUAACAACGGUUUAGGACACGGUCCGACGCAGGAAGAGGUGCUCCUCACCAGCGCCAUGGGCGGCUACCUUUGGCGGAUGCGGCCUCACGGCAACCGCACGCUAUCCGUGGUGGACGAGUUUGCCUUUGACAGCACGAUCGACAACCCCAGCUACUAUCAGGAUCCGUACCGGACAGCCGAGGACGAUGCGAGCGGCUAUGUGCUGGGGGGAUUGCUGCGCGCGGUGGACCUGGACAAGACGCGCACCCAGCCCGAGGCCACGGACGGGGUGAUGAUAUGGUAUAUGCGUCGCCGGCCGGGGACCGCCGAGUGGGAGAAGCGUCUAAUCUUUGAAGAUGACGGAUCGCGCAUCCGAAGCGCCAGCACGGCGCUGCUGGUUCCGAAGAUGCCCACGGUGGCGGGCGAGAAGAAGGCGUGGCUGUUUGUGACGGGGUUUAUGUCAGAGAGCAUGAUCGCCGUGGAGGUGACCUUGUAACCUUUUCUCUCUGUUAUAUCAGAGGUACUAUAGCAUAUUCCGAAUGUGACGGAAGCAGUAGUU
This is a messenger RNA of Aspergillus sclerotioniger CBS 115572, 1360 nucleotides long. RefSeq names its product serum paraoxonase/arylesterase family protein. The transcript is spliced from 2 exons. The coding region runs from base 62 to 1297 and encodes 411 amino acids. Lineage: Eukaryota; Fungi; Ascomycota; Eurotiomycetes; Eurotiales; Aspergillaceae. The record is from RefSeq and is a predicted model, not a curated record.